This is a messenger RNA of Colletes gigas, 2353 nucleotides long. Its product is annotated as gastrulation defective protein 1 homolog. Bases 295 to 2268 code for a protein of 657 amino acids. Gene Ontology annotation, molecular function: protein binding. The record is from RefSeq and is a predicted model, not a curated record. The transcript is spliced from 3 exons. Gene Ontology annotation, biological process: regulation of DNA double-strand break processing. NCBI's taxonomy places the organism in Eukaryota, Metazoa, Arthropoda, Insecta, Hymenoptera, Colletidae. Gene Ontology annotation, cellular component: nucleus; site of double-strand break.
UUUUGGGCACGAAUCGUGGGCCUUGCAGCAGGCAUCCGUUUUCUUGAACAAUCCCAGAGCUCCUUUGCUCGGCGAUAUGUUCCCAUCGCCGCACCAAUACGUUCCUGCGAUUAAAAUUACGUCAAAUUAAUGAACCGUGAAAGAAACUAGCUUUACGAUACAUCCGAGAAUGUGAAAAGAAAUAAUCGUGUCGAAUGAUUCAUUUGCAUAUUGAUUUUUUCGCACGAACAGUAUGAACGAAGUGUUGUAACCUUAAAACGUUAUUUAUACCAAAGCUUUAGGUAAUCCACGAUCAUGAAUACGAAGAAGGUCAUAACUUUCGGGAAAAUCAGUAACGAUUUAAAGCGGGAACAGUCCCAAAAUGCGGAGCCCGUUAAUUCUGGAUUUGGCACGUUUGGUAAAAAAUUACCAGAGACAAACGUGACAAAGAUGAACGAGAUCAAACCGGAGGACGAAGAGGAGACUCAAAAUUUAAAAGACAUUAUGGGUAUAACAGGCUUCGGGAAAAAGGCCAAAGCUUUCGACGUGCAGGAGAUGUUGGAGAACAUCACUAAAACUAUUAACAGUAAUAAAGCCAUCGCCAUUGGAAAAGAUACAAAAGCUUUGGAAGUAAUUGACAAUCUUUUGGAAGAAGAUGCUGAAAGUGUCGACGAUAACCAGAAUAGUGACGAAGACGAAGAUUUCAUUGGGCCUCCAAUACCUAACGACAUUGAAAAUUCAGAAGAUACAAAAAGGUCAUCACAGUCUAACGACAACGAAGACGAUAGCGACGAAGACGACGAAGAGUCUGACACGGACGAGACAGAAUUGAAGGAUAAAAUUCCGUGCAGCCACGAAGUUACAAUGACUCAUGGAACAAAGGCGGUAACCGCCAUUGCGGCCGAUCCGUCCGGAGCAAGAUUGGCUUCCGGUUCUAUCGAUUACGAUGUUUGUUUCUGGGAUUUCGCUGGCAUGGAUUCGUCUAUGAGAAGUUUCCGAACUUUGCAACCGUGCGAGAAUCAUCCUAUCAAAUGUUUACAAUACUCGAUGACCGGUGAUGUCAUAUUGGUCAUAUCGGGCUCGGCGCAAGCAAAAGUUUUGGAUCGAGAUGGCUUUGAAAAAUGCGAAACCGUAAAGGGUGAUCAGUACAUAACAGAUAUGGCGCGUACGAAAGGCCACACCGCAGGUUUAAAUAGCGGCUGUUGGCAUCCGUUCACGAAGGAGGAGUACCUCACAUGUUCGCAAGAUAGCACGUGCAGAAUAUGGAUUUUGUACAGACCGCGCGGUCAUAAACAUUUAAUAAAGUGCAGAGCACAAAAUGGCGUUAAGACUAUACCGACUACCUGCGGUUAUAGUCGAGAAGGUAACGUAGUCGCUUGUGGUUGUAUAGACGGUUCUAUACAAAUGUGGGAUCAUAGAAAAAACUUUGUCAAUCCAUCCUUGAUUCAAAGGAACGCGCACGCGCAAGGCGCCGAAAUAUCAAGCUUAAGCUUCUCUUAUCUUGGGCAAAUGCUCGCAACUAGGAGCUGCGACGAUACACUGAAACUUUGGGACUUAAGAUCGUUCAAAUCGCCGAUCUUCGAGGCCAGAGAUUUAUAUUCCCGAUACGACACGACCGAUUGUAUGUUUAACCCGGAUGAUACAGUUCUUAUCACGGGAGAGUCGUUGAAUAAAGGGCAAACCACCGGUAGAGUUUUAUUUUACGAUACAAAAACAUUUGAUGUAGUUAACGAGAUAAGCGUAACAAAUUCACACGUUAUCAAGACGUUAUGGCACCCAAAAUUGAAUCAGAUAUUCGUUGGUUGCGGGAAUGGUAUUGUUAAAGUUUAUUACGAUUCGAAGAAGAGCUUGCGAGGCGCAAAAUUAUGCGUUGUGAAGUCGCAUCUUAAACAGAAGCAUAUUGAGGUAAUGUCGACCCAACAGAUAAUAACACCUCAUGCACUUCCGUUGUUCAGACAAGAUAGGCCUAAAUCGGUUCGUAAACAAAUGGAAAAAGAUCGUCUGGAUCCCGUGAAGUCGAGAAGGCCAGACUUGCCAAUUACUUCUGGACAAGGUGGAAGAGUUGCUUCUUCCGGAGGAACGCUCAGCUCAUACGUAAUACGAAACUUAGGAUUAAGUAAGAGAAUAGAAGAUGACCAGGAUCCUAGAGAGGCCAUUUUGAAAUUUGCAAAGGUAGCGGAAGAGAAUCCUUAUUGGAUUGCUCCGGCGUAUAAGAAAACACAACCACAGACAAUUUUCCAAACGGAUGAUCCGGAUGGAGCACCAAACGCAAAGAAACAAAAAACGUAAACAGCAUGUAUUACGUUACAUAGAGUCUUACGUUUUUGUCCAACGCGUGACAGGAACUUUUUUAUGUAUAUAAAAUAUAAAUGCG